Salvia hispanica is the source of this 1253-nucleotide messenger RNA. RefSeq lists its product as uncharacterized. Lineage: Eukaryota; Viridiplantae; Streptophyta; Magnoliopsida; Lamiales; Lamiaceae. The record is from RefSeq and is a predicted model, not a curated record.
UGUAACAGAACAAGUCAAUCCAAUUCCAGUUCAUUAUCUGGAAACGCAACUUGAUCGAUCACUACAACAAGAGGCAAGAGCGAUGGAGCAAUUCCUGAACGCGAAGAUCGUCCGCCUGAAGAGCAGCCACGACAAAUACCUCACCGCCGACGAAGACGAGGAGUCCGUCAUCCAAGGCCGCGACGGAUCCUCCAAAGCCUCCAAGUGGACCGUCGAGUUCGUCGAGAAUUCCGACGGAAUCAUCCGCCUCAAGAGCUGCUACGGCAAGUACCUCACCGCCUCCAAUCAGCCCUUCCUCCUCGGCAUGACGGGCCGGAAGGUGCUGCAGACGCGCCCCGCCCGCCUCGACAGCUCCGUCGAGUGGGACCCCGUGCGGGAUAAGGGCGCCGCCGUCAAGCUCAAGACGCGCUACGGCCACUUCAUGAGGGCCAACGGCGGCCUCCCGCCCUGGAGGAACUCCGUCACUCAUGACAUCCCCCACAGGACCGCCACCAAGGAGUGGAUCCUCUGGGAGGUUCAUGUCGUCGAUAUCGUCGUCGCCAACUCGCCCCCGCCGCCGCUUGUGGUGGAGGACAAGGAUUCUUACUCGCCGCCUGCCAGUUUCUCUUCCAGGCCGGCUAGCUUUUCCUUUUCCAGACAGCAGUCGCGUGAUACUGAGCAUAGCUCGCCUCCGAAGGGCAAUGACGGAAGGCUAAUAUACUUCCACAUUGCUGAUGAAAACGGGAGAGUAGACGAAGGUUUUGAAGAGCUCAGCAUUACGUUCAAGGGCACUGGAGUGGAUGAAUUAACCCAGAGGAUGGAAGAGGAGCUUGGAAUCGAGCGUAUUAGUAUAUGUGCAAAAAGCCCCUUGAAUGGGGACCUUUUCCCUCUUCGUUUGCAGCUUCCCCCCAACAACGCGACUAUGCACGUCGUUGUGGUUCCACAAUCAUCAUAAGUCUUUGGUGAUGUUGGAGCAAUUGGAAAUUGUUCGCUGAUUUCUGCAAGCGCUGCGUGUUUCUGUACAUCCUACCUCAGCCUUCUUUCUCCACAUGCUUGCAAAGAAAACUCAGAUGCAGAAGGCAUUAUCUCUAUACAUAUAUAUGUGCAAGAAGUAUCAUGUGUCUGAUUAGCAGCUUAUAGUUUGCUCUUAUUCUUUAUUCUUUGGCCCCUUUUUUGGAAUGAUUUUGUAGAGAAUCAGUGUAUUAUGGUCUGAACCAGUGAAAUUAUGGCUAGUGAAUAUAAUCAAAUAAACAUGGUGUGGGAUUGAUUGUUUA